Geodia barretti is the source of this 249-nucleotide messenger RNA. NCBI's taxonomy places the organism in Eukaryota, Metazoa, Porifera, Demospongiae, Tetractinellida, Geodiidae. The record is from the annotation of a GenBank genome assembly.
GGACCUAGGAUCUUCAUUCUCUCGAGAGGGGAUACAGCUGUCCGUGACACGGCUCCCGCCACUCCUCCAGCCACCAGGUGUUUGAGCUGGGACAGCGUCACCCUGUCCCACAGCGAACUAGGCCGUCUUAGGCCCUCGUCCUCCUCCUCCUGGAUUGUAGCGUUGGCUGGAGCGGGAGCCGCCAUUUGUGUGGAAGGGAGACGGGGGAGAGUGGGAGGAGGGGAGACGCCGUUUCUGAAAGAGAGAGAG